Messenger RNA from Archocentrus centrarchus (flier cichlid), 701 nucleotides. Its product is annotated as claudin-4-like. NCBI's taxonomy places the organism in Eukaryota, Metazoa, Chordata, Actinopteri, Cichliformes, Cichlidae. Gene Ontology annotation, molecular function: structural molecule activity. The transcript has a single exon. The record is from RefSeq and is a predicted model, not a curated record. Bases 40 to 612 code for a protein of 190 amino acids. Gene Ontology annotation, cellular component: membrane; bicellular tight junction.
AUCAGCUUUCCUCUUUGAAGAGAUCGACAGAAAUUCAUCAUGACAGCUGGUGUAAGACAGCUUCUAGGCUUGGCCAUGGCCAGUGUCAGCUUUUUGGGGAGCAUCAUCAUUUGUGUUCUCCCGCAAUGGAGAGUCACAAAAGCCCAGAAUUCAAAUAGUGAUGAUUUUGAUGUGUUAUCUGAGGGUUUGUGGAAGGCUUGUUUGUCCUCCAGCACAUAUGGCUCAAUGACUCAGUGCAGGAUAUAUGGCAGUGAACAUAGACCAAUAACUGAAGACCUGGAGGUUGCCAGAGCGCUCAUCAUCAUUGCCAUCAUUGUUGGGGUCAUCGGGAUCCUGCUUGGUGUUGCUGGGAGCAAAUUCAUCAACUUUGUGCCAGACAAAACAAAAAAGAGCAAAAUGGUCAUGGCUUCUGGAGUUGUUUUCCUCAUUGCAGGGCUCUUUGUACUAAUACCAGUCUGCUGGACCACCAACACCAUCAGUGUUCCACUUCAUGGCUCUCUGAAGAUGGAGUUGGGAGCCUCCGUCUACAUUGGCUGGAUCACCGCAGUGCUACUAUUCCUGGGAGGAGGCUUCCUCUGCAGCUCCUUUCUCUGCACAGAUGGCACUGACUAAAACACUGGUUACUCUUACUCUCUAUUAAAAUAUGGAUCUGUAUGAAUUCAAAUGCAUGUACUUUUAAGUCUGCUCUAAAUUCUGCCUGU